AUUGUUUUUUUGAAUCCCAACUCACAUGAGAGAUAGUCAUUAUUUUUUUGGAAUCCCAAAGUCAUGUGACUCUAGCGACCAAUCGUAAAUUGCAACGUCACCCCUUACAUUUUGUGCACCAAUGAGAAAGGACCUGUGAGUAUAAAACAGCCCCGCACGGCUCAUUUCUUUCUUUUCUAAUCUGGAAUAGGAUCAGUUUAAACGAUCGUGAUUACUGUUGGAUUACAAUAUAGACUAAGGGGUAGAUGAUGGAAACGCAGACAGACAAAAGGAAUUCCUGGCGAUGCAAACGUUGCGGCAAAAAAAAUACGGAGGAGCAAAUAAUGGGCCAUAUCCUUAAGCACCAUGUGACAUUAGACCGGGUGCCAUUUAGUUGCAGUAUAUGCAGUUUCAGAUGCAACGACAAUAAAACUUUGGUCCGCCAUUUAAAGCACUACAGACGACACGUGGAGGAGGUAACCUCCCGGAAAGGCAGAAUAAGUCUAGACAAGGUUUUGCAACGGUCUGAGAACCCAUACUGGGUGAGCAAGACGGACAUGGAGCCAGUACAAGGAUUAUAUGGGUGCUCCACCAUGUCUGAGUCACCAACAACGGAGAAUGCAGGAUGCGACGAAGAAGGCUUCUUCGCGCCUCAGAAGGAGGAUGUGCUGUCAGCAUGGCUUCUCGACACUUCCACCACUCCCUCUGCUCCAGAACCUGAAGCACUCUCAACCCUACAGUCAUUUCGACGCGUGACUCCAACAAGUCAUGGUUUCGCCGCCACAUCCGUCCGAGUAAGUAAAACGGCCCAAAGAAAUGUCUGCCAUUGACAUUCUGGGUAAGGCUGCAAAAGUAAGUGGGAUGGUGCCUCCCCUGGACGUUUUGGCAAGUCCUGCCAAAAUCGGCAUUCCCUCUGAUCGUACGUCCAGCAACCGUAACAGUAACGCCACACCACAAAUGGACGAAAACAUUUUGCAUGAGCUUCUUCCUGAAAGUGACCGGGCUGACCCACUUUUUCAGGGCAUAGAUGAAGUACCCCGCAAAAGAGCCAGGGUUGAAGGGUCUUCUAGCGACGAAACGAGCCGUGAAGAUCCAAGCAAUGUUGUCACAAUAGCCAUUGGUGAGGCUUCGCAGAUUAUACUCACCGCGUUAGGCAAAUCAAUCGAGACCAGCGAGCGGACAAAUGGAUUGCUGUCGAACCUGGUAACGAUAAUGAAUGUUCUGCAGAACGAUGUUGGACGUUUUGAGCGGAAGGUAACAUCCUUGGACCGCAAAGUUGAGAUUCCAUCUCCAAGGGCCCCAAUGCUGAAAAGGGGAGAAAACAGUAAGAAAUAAAAAUGUGACUUUUGACUGACAGUUUCAAGUGUUAACUACAUAAUUUUGAGUGACAAUUUUGGAUUAUUGAAGUGUUUAAAGUUUGAUCAUUUACUUAAAUUUACAAAAUUGAACUUGAACUUUGGCAACGGAGUGCCAACCUGUUUUCCUACGGAGGGGGUAAUGAUGUUCCUUACACAUUGUUGUUCAGUUAACGAUAUGUACAUCAUAGACAUGUAGCGUUCAUUGUUUUAAUGUACUUACCUGUUUACUUUAUUUCCUGAGCUUAACAUUUUCCAAUUCAUCUGAGUGUCCACAUCUCCAUUAUUUUGUUGAUAGUAACAGCGAGACAUCGGCGAGAAGGCGGUUUCAUAAACGCAUACUUGCCGAUUGAGAAUCACAUGCCAAAAAACGUUAAAUAUUUCCAUUAGAAUUGUGUCCUUUUGGCUUUUGUGUAUAUAAUACAAGGUUAUUAAAAUUAAAUGCUAUUAUAUCAUU
Molecule: messenger RNA, 1791 nt
Organism: Dreissena polymorpha
Lineage: Eukaryota; Metazoa; Mollusca; Bivalvia; Myida; Dreissenidae
Exons: 2
Coding region: 796-1314 (172 amino acids)
Source: RefSeq, a predicted model, not a curated record